AUGUGGUGGGAAAACUUGUCUUACUUGGAUAUGAUGGUGAUGACAAGUCAUGAUGGAACCUGGGUUAUAGCAGGAGAGGAUGGUACCAGACAGGAAGAAGUGGAAGGUGAGCUCAGUGAAGAAGAACGCUGGUUUGGGAAUUCUUCAGAAACUCCUUCGGAAGCAUCAUAUGGAGAAGUCCAGGAGAACUUUAAGUUGUCUCUUGAGGACAGAAUUCAAGAGCAAUCCACCUCCCCUGAUACCUCUUUGGGAAGUGCAACGCCGAGCAGCAACACAGUGGAGCUGGGAUCCAUUGAAAAUGAGGCACUAAGAGACACUCUACAGAGCAAGGAGCACCUUUCUCCAGAUGUGUCCUCUCUGGGUGAAGAGGAACCUCCUGGUCCAAACAAGCCGCUGAGCAGUAACCUCAGGCGGCUCCUGGAGGCUGGCUCCCUCAAGCUGGAUGCUGCUGUUACAGUCAAUGGCAGGGUUGAGUCCCCCGUAAAUCUUGGCUCAAACAUCUCUUUCUCUCCACCUGCUCACCAUGCCCAGCAGCUAAGUGUGCUUGCCAGAAAGCUUGCUGAGAAACAGGAACAAAGUGACCAAUACAAUGCAGGCGGUCACUUUAUAUGGAAUCAAGGUAAGUGGUUGCCAAACUCAACCACCACCUGUGGUUUGUCACCUGAUUCAGCUAUCCUGAAGCUGAAAGCUGCAGCCAAUGCCGUUCUGCAGGACAAAUCUUUUUCCAGGACUGAGGACAGGAUAAGCUUUGAAUCCUUUUCCUCGCCUUUUAGCUCGCAGUCAGCCAGCUCCACGUUAGCAGCUUUGUCUAAGAAAGUGAGUGAAAGAAGCAUGACUCCUGGGCAGGAGCACCCGCCUCCGGCCAGCUCUUUCCUUUCCCUGGCUUCCAUGACCUCUUCAGCUGCCCUUCUCAAGGAGGUUGCUGCAAGGGCUGCAGGCACCCUCCUGGCUGAGAAGAAGAAAUCACUGGUUCCUGAGGAUCCCCUGCAGCUUUCAGAGAUGAAACAAGAGAAAGCAACUCCACCACAAUCUUUGGAAUUACUGUUACUCCCAGUCCCCAAGGGAAGAGCAUCCAAACCCACUAGUACAGCCUCAGAAGAAGAAGGGGGAAAACCUUUCCAGUGUCCCAUCUGUGGUUUGGUAAUCAAGAGGAAGAGUUACUGGAAACGGCACAUGGUGAUUCACACGGGUUUGAAGAGCCAUCAGUGCCCGCUCUGUCCUUUCCGCUGUGCACGCAAGGACAAUCUCAAAUCACACAUGAAGGUUCAUCAGCACCAAGACAGGGGUGAGACCUUCCAAUGCCAGCUGUGCCCUUUUACCUCCUCCCGCCACUUCAGCCUGAAACUCCACAUGCGCUGCCAUCAACAUUUCCUCAGGACAGAGUCUAAAGUGAAGGAGGAAAUGCCAGAAACUGAGGCGAAGGGGUCACCACAGCUAAACAGUGACUCCUGCCCAGGACCACAGAGAGAAGGAGCAGGGCCUGACCUCACAGGAUCAGCAUCUGUAUCCAAAACACCCGAUGUUGCUGGGCAGCCUGGUGGGGGGGUUCCACCUUUGCUGGUGAAAGAAGAGCCCAAAGACGACACUGGUACCUCAGCUGCACCUUUUGUGCUUGGUACUGUCGACAGAGCCCCAAACAACACAAAACUGAAAGACUCCUCUGACUUCGUGGCUAAUACAGCAGCGGCGCUAUUCAGCCAAGACAUCUCUGUCAAGAUGGCAUCAGAUUUUCUUAUGAAGCUGUCAGCUGCAAAUCAAAAAGAGCCCUUGACUCCUAAUUUUAAAGUGAAAGAAGAGCCUAAGGAUGAAGAAGCUGGAAGUUCAGCCGUGUCUCAGCCCAGCUAUGUGUUCAGCCAAGAAGCCUCAGCUCCAAACAUCCCUGAAGAGAAAAUCAAGCCACAAGAAGCACAGGCAAAUGUGAUGAGGCAGGACAUGUCAGUCAAGGCAGCAUCUGAGCUUCUCAUGAAGCUCUCAGCUGAGAGUUUCAAGGAAGCCCAGACAGUAAAGAUAAAGGAAGAACCGAUGGAAGUUGACAUCCACGACUCGCAGGCUUCGGUGUCACCCAGCCAAAACGUUGGCUACAGCACUUUACUGGGGCGAGACAUCGGCGAGCGCAUCCAGAAGGCACCUGAAGGCCGUGUGCUCCCAGAGAGAAAUCUGUUCAGCCAGGACAUAUCAGUGAAGAUGGCAUCUGAGCUGCUCUUCCAGCUAUCAGAAAAGGUGAGCAAAGAGCACAACCACAAUAAAGAUAACACCAUCAGAACUACAGCCAGCCCUUUCUUUUCUGAAGACACAUUUAGACAAUCACCAUUCACAUCCAACUCAAAAGAUCUCCUUCCCAACGAAACUACUCUUCAUGGAAGGACAUCUGCACCAGAAACAGAAAAGCUGGGACUGGAGGUGGGAAAUGGAUUGCCAUCUUGGAAAUUUAACGACCAGCUGUUUCCCUGUGAUGUGUGUGGAAAAGUGUUUGGUCGCCAGCAGACUCUGUCCCGGCAUCUCUCACUGCACACAGAAGAGAGAAAAUACAAAUGCCACUUGUGCCCCUAUGCUGCUAAGUGCCGUGCUAACCUGAACCAGCACCUGACUGUGCACUCGGUGAAGCUGGUGAGCACCGACACCGAGGACAUCGUCAGCGCCGUCACGGCCGAGGGCAGCGAUGGAAAGAAGCACCCUUAUUACUACAGCUGCCAUGUGUGUGGGUUUGAGACAGAGAUGAAUGUUCAGUUUGUCAGUCAUAUGUCCCUCCACGUGGACAAGGAGCAGUGGAUGUUCUCCAUUUGCUGCACGGCAUGCGAUUUUGUCACUAUGGAAGAGGCAGAUAUGAAGGCUCAUGUCAACAACAAGCACACAGCUGAAGAGAGGAAGACACCCAGUGAAUCUAACAGUCCAUCUUCAUCUUCGCUGUCAGCACUAAGCGACUCUGCCAACAGCAAAGAAGAUGCAGAUAUAACCCCAAAAAACAAGGGAUCAAACAACCUGCUGGUCAUUUCUGUAGUGCCUGGUAGUCAGACCUCAGUGAACACUGAAGAGAAGUCAGAGAAAGGCUUUGAAUGUGUUUUCUGUAACUUUGUCUGCAAAACAAAAAAUAUGUUUGAGCGUCACCUGCAAAUCCACCUGAUCACACGGAUGUUUGAGUGUGACGUGUGCCACAAGUUCAUGAAGACACCUGAGCAAUUACUGGAGCACAAGAAAUGCCACACUGUCCCCACCGGUGGGCUCAAGUGCCCAUUCUGCAUCUACUCCACGAACCGCCCUGCAGCCAUGGAAUGCCACCUGAAGACUCACUACAAGAUGGAGUACAAGUGUCGGAUCUGCCAGACAGUGAAAGCCAACCAGCUGGAGCUGGAGAUGCACAUCCGAGAGCACCGCCUUGGCAACCAUUACAAGUGUGACCAGUGUGGCUACCUGUCCAAGACGGCCAACAAGCUGAUCGAGCACGUGCGUGUCCACACUGGCGAGCGCCCUUUUCACUGUGACCAGUGCAGCUACAGCUGCAAACGCAAAGACAAUCUCAACUUGCACAAGAAACUGAAGCAUGCUCCGCGCCAGACCUUCAGCUGCGACGAGUGCCUGUUCAAGACUACCCACCCUUUUGUCUUCAGCCGCCACGUGAAGAAGCACCAGAAUGGGGACUGCUUCGAAGAGGAGAAGAAGGGCCAGUAUUCAACCUCCAAGGAAGCCAGUCCGCUCCUACCAGUGAACAGCUCCAGGAACCUUCUCUCGCCCCUCUCAGUUAUGUCUGCCUCCCAGGCUCUGCAAACAGUAGCUAUGUCAGCUGCACACGGCAGCGGGGCAGACCCAAACUUGGCAGUGAAAGCCUUGGCCGUCAAUGGCACUUCCCUGUCCUUUGAUAAAUACUGGAACUCAGAGUUUGCCCACCUUAUUCCUUUAACGAUGUUUUUCCCCAGAAACCACUACGAUCUCACAUUCCAUCCACCCAGACCUCAGACUGCACCAGGAGGUGCCUCUUCACCUAAACACUCCUUCCUUGCCUACCUUGGACUAACAGAAAGGGCAGAAACUGUCUGA
This is a messenger RNA of Cinclus cinclus, 4032 nucleotides long. RefSeq names its product zinc finger protein 827 (gene ZNF827). Gene Ontology annotation, cellular component: nucleus. Gene Ontology annotation, biological process: regulation of gene expression. The transcript is spliced from 14 exons. Lineage: Eukaryota; Metazoa; Chordata; Aves; Passeriformes; Cinclidae. The coding region runs from base 1 to 4032 and encodes 1343 amino acids. The record is from RefSeq and is a predicted model, not a curated record.